Messenger RNA from Chara braunii, 4647 nucleotides. Lineage: Eukaryota; Viridiplantae; Streptophyta; Charophyceae; Charales; Characeae. The record is from the annotation of a GenBank genome assembly.
UGUAUAUGUGGGUGGCCUGAUCGAGCGGUUUCUAAUCACGUGGGGGGGUAGAGCGGUGGGGGGGCUCGAAAGAAAGGGCCAGGAGCGCUCGUCUGCUACGUUAUAUAGUCUGAAUGAGUUGUCACUGUACCAAGUCAUGAUCUCGGUAUUUGGGUCGAUGCUUGCAUCGUCAGGUGGUAAGGAGAUGGAGCCGUUAGAUCACGCGGCGGGGGAUGAACGGCAGCAGAACAUCGACGGUCCGGCAGAUGAGGGGGAGGAGGGGGAGGAGGGGGAGGAGGGCAAAGGAGGAAGAGGAGGAGGAGGAGGAGGAGGAGGAGGAGGAGGAGGAGGAGGAAGAGGAGGAGGAGGAGGAAGAGGAGGUGGAAGAGGAGGAAGAGGAGGAAGAGGAGGAAGAGGAGAGGAUUGGGAAACUCAUUGCAUAAGAGGAGGAAGAGGAGGAGGAGAGGAUUGGGAAACUCAUUGCAUAGGAUGGAUGAAUCUACCGAGAGCGAUCGAUCUGUCGGGUGGCGGGGCAAUCAGGCGAAAGGACAACAGUCAGGAGGAGGAGGAGGAGGAGGAGGGUGCAAUUUGCAUGGUAGGAAACGUUGCAGACAUGACAAAUUGGAAGCAAACAGGCAACAGCACGACACCUCUGUAUGAUCUGGUCCCAUCGACUCCCUUGCUGCAAGAGAGGAGAUUUGUGUUCGAUCCACAGCAGCAGGUGUUUGAUGGCCGCUCUGUCGGUUUUGAUGGUCGGCUUGCCCCUUUCAACAUGCAGGCAGGAAACUGUGCUGUCCGACCACGACCGCCCAGUUUUGAUAGUAGGUUGCCACUUAGUUUCGAUGCCAGACCUCCUGGUUUUGUCAAUAGCCCGCUUGGGUUUGACACCAAAUCCAAACCCCCUGGUUUGGAUGGUAGGCCACGUGGUUUGGAUGGUAGGCCACCUGGUUUUGGUUUUGCCAGCCGUCUUCCAGGUCUCGGUGCUGGUGCCAGGCCGCCAGGUUUUGAUUGCAGACGACCCGGUUUUGACGAGAAGCCUCCUGGAUUUGAUCAGGGCCCCCCCCCUCGGGGUUUCGCGGCGACGAAGCCACCUGGUUUUGAGGAUGCCAAGACGGCUGGGUCUGGUUUUGAUAUCAACGGCGUUGAGGGGUUUAGUAGCCUUCUUGCCGGAUUCAAUAUCCCCCACCCCCAGCCCGCCGGUUUUGCUGCGCGAGGAAAUGCCAGUCUUAACAACCAUGCAGCUUCUUCUUUCGAUUCGCGCCCAUCUGGAGCUGGGUUUUUUGUCAAUCGCCAAUCUGCACCUUCUGCUUUUGAAAAUCGGCUGCUACCUAGUUUCGGCACCCGACUUGCCACCAGCUUGGGGAACCGCUCAGCGGGUUUCGCAGCCAGUCAGGUGGCUGGUUCUGGCUAUCAGGAGGCUAGUAGUAGUUGCUUUGCCAAUCAAAUGGGAGGUUAUGGCAGCGGACAACGCGGACUUGAUAGCGUACAACUUGUUGGAUUUGAUAAUCAGGUGGCGGGUUUCAGUACUCACGCAGUCCUUUCCAACGCCCACACCCCUGUUCUCGUCGCCAAACAGACAGCUGGUUUGCACAACCAACCCACGGCUGGCUUUAGCAACCAGCCUCUCACCGAAGUCGUUAACCAGCAGCCCCUCACCAGAGUCGUUAACCAGCAGCCCCUCACCAGAGUCAUUAACCAGCCCCUCAUUAACCAGCCCCUCGCCAGAGUCGUGAACCAGCCCUUUACCAGAGUCGUUAACCAGCCCCUCACCGGUAUCGUGAACCAGCGCCUUGCCAGUCUCGAAAACCAGCGCCUUGCUAGUCUUGACAACGAGCAGGCAGUAGGUUUCGGCAAUCAAACCUCAUUAGAGGAGUGGGGGGUGUUAGAGCAGGCAAGAUCCAGGACUGGGAGCUGGUGGUCACAACCAGCUAGUCCCAACAAUAAGAGUUGGUUGUCACAACCGGCUGCUAGUUCUAGUGCUGGGGGUUGGUUGUCAGAACCGGCUGCUAGUUCUAGCGCUGGGGGUUGGUUGUCACAACCGGCUGCUAGUUCUAGCAAUGGGGGUUGGUUGUCACAACCGGCUGCCAGUUCUAGCGCUGGGGGUUGGUUGUCACAACCGGCUGCUACUUCUGGCAAUGGGGGUUGGUUGUCACAACCAGCUGGUCCAACAAAUGGACCAAGUGGUUUUGGUAAUCCACUGGCCAGUUUUAACAACCGGGAGGACAGAUUUGACAACCGACUUGGUGGGUUCAGCAGCCAACUGGGAGGUUUUGAGAACCAACCAGAUGGUCUGAACAAUCAGCAGACCGGUUCCAGCGGGAAGCUUGGUGGCCCUGCUGAUGGUCCCACCAUGACUGGUUUCAACAGCCAGCAGGUUACAUUUGAUGGGCUGCUGUCAGGUUUCAAUGGGCCGGUGCCUGGUUUUGCUGCUGGGCGGCCAGCUGUUCCGUGUGGGCGACCUGAUGAGUUCAAUCUCUGGACGGGAGCUAUUGAUGACUAUCGUUCUGGUGCUUAUGGAGGACCAAUCCAAGUCGAUAGAAACACGACGGCUUUGGACUGCGAUGCACUGGGAUCUGCAAGUGGGCAGCAAGCAGAUGUUGACGGGCAGCCAAUGGGGGUUGUCGCUCAGCAGGCGACAGGUUUGAACGGGCGGCGCAGUUUUGAUCUGCAAAUGACCGACUAUCGCGGCCAGGCAGCAAGUCUUAGUGGCCAGAUGGCAACGGGUUUAGAUCAGCGAGGGCAAUGUUAUGAUGUCCCAUCGAAAGUUUUGAGGUGUUUUGAUGGCCGGUCAGAAACCUUGAGCUGUCUGACAGCUGCUACGGCAGGAUUGGACGGACCAGAAGCUCCUGUGGACAUACAGGAGCCAAGUUUUGAGCGGGCUUCGUCAAGUUCACACAAUCGGGUAGCAACCGCAGAUGAGCAGGGGAUGGUCACUGAUAACCAGAUAGUGAGUUCAGAUGGCCUGGCAGAAGGUUUGGAUGGCCACCGGGAAAGGUCGGAUGUGACACCAGAAGGUUUCGGUGGCCGACCAGCUCGUUUGGAUGUUCGACUCGAGGGUUUGGCUGGUCGAUCUCCAGGUUUGGAUGGUUGGCCAACAGGCUUGGGAGGGCAAGCAGCAGGUUUAGGUGGGCAAUCAGCAGGUUUGGGUGGGCAAUCAGCAGGUUUGGAUUGCCGAGUAGAAGGUUGUUUGGACAAUCAACAAGCAGCUUUGGACGGCAAGUUUUCAGGGUUGGGCAGGCAGCCUCCAGGCUUGGGUAACCAACCACCAGGUUUGGACGGUGAGCCGACUCGCCUGGAUGGCCGGUCAGCAGAUGCAGAAAGUUGUCCAGCAGCAGGUUUCGAUGGCAGACCAGGAGCAGCAGAUUGUUCAGACCAUCAGCGAGCUGGUUUGGAUGGCCGGUCGGCAGGAGGGUUAGACAGCCCGCCGCCAGGGCCGAGUGCCCAACCACCAGGUUUGGAUGGUAAGCCAACCGGCCUGGAUGGCCGGUCGGCAGAUGCAGAAAGUUGCCCAGCAGAAGGUUUCAAUGGCAGACCAGCAGAUUGUUCGGACCAUCAACGAGCUGGUUUGGAUGGCCUGUCGGCAGGGUUAGACAGCCAGCCACCAGGUUCGAGUGCCCAACCAGCAGGUUUGGAUGGUAAGCCAACCGGCCUGGAUGGCCGGUCGGCAGAUGCAGAAAGUAGCCCAGCACCAGGUUUGGAUGGCAGACCAGCAGCUGGUUGUUCGGACCAUCAACGAGCUGGUUUGGAUGGCCAGUCGGCAGGAGGGUUAGACAGCCAGCCGCCAGGUUCCAGUGCCCAACCAGUAGGUUUGGAUGGUAAACCAACCGGCUUGGAUGGCCGGUUGGCAGAUGCAGAAAGUGGCCCUGCACCAGGUUUGGAUGCCAACCUAGCAGGCUUUGAGGGCCAAACAUCAGCAUUCCAUGCACUGCUGUCUGGUGCAAAGCGUGACAGCUUCGUUAACGCUGAGACAGAAGCAAGCAGGAGCAGGAGGAAGAAGCAGCGAAGGGCAUCUGCAUCUCAUCAGAUGAUGGCUGAAGCUAUAGCGGCCAGCCAAAAUUUAUCGGAAGCAAUUGCCAACAGAAGCCGGACCAUGUGCGAAGACAUCCUGUCAGAUCGCGGACGCAUUGCUGAUGCAAUUGGUAAUGGCAGCUCACACAGGACGCGCCGUCCAGGUGAUCCUGCUACCGUAUUGUCGGCGGCGAUUAGACAGUCCUCCUCUGAAAUAACAGCAUCCCUUUAUGGCUUUGUGGCUAUCCUGGCAAAAACUUGGCAGAGACAGGCCACGGUAGCUCACCAAGAACCCACGCUAGCUGAGCAAGCACCUGGACCCCAUGUCCAGCAACCGGUAGCUAAAGGAACUGCUCAGCAUCACCAGAGUAAUCCAUCAUCCCAUAGCUGCGUCACCAUCGACACACCAACUGUUGUGGACGGCGUCAAUGCCAAAGGAGUGCCACCCGCUUUGCCCGGCAAUCAAGCAGAAGCCAAGUUGGGGGACUGAUUGACGUCCCGGGAAGACGAAUUGGAGCACCGUGGAAGGCCUUAUAUCUUCUAAUGGCUUGGUCCCUCUGGAAGACGAGUCCAAGGACCGAAUGGCACAGCCGGACGACAAGUUGGAAGAUUGAGUGAUGCCGCCCAUGUUCUUCGUUGUAAUAAAGCGCUUGUGGAAGU